Molecule: messenger RNA, 2382 nt
Organism: Salmo salar (Atlantic salmon)
Lineage: Eukaryota; Metazoa; Chordata; Actinopteri; Salmoniformes; Salmonidae
Source: RefSeq, a predicted model, not a curated record
CGCCACUCUCGCCCCGCCCCACGAACUCCAUCUUUGCGUUAAUUUCAUUCCUGCUCUCAUUCCGGGCAUACUUCACAUCUCUGUAGAUGCACAGUGAAUUUUACACACUUCAGCCGGCUGCUCUGAAGAACAAAAAUCCUUGGCAGUUCUGAAGAAAAAAAAAUCAUCUCAGCCCUUACAGCAAAACCGAAAUACAGCGAAAAUUGUUACAAUUAACCAUAAUAGAGGUGUUUAAGGCAGGGAGUUGCCGUCAGGGAUAUUUUGCUUUCUGUGCGCAACAAAGCAUACGAGUCAGAAAGACUUGUUGCAUCCUCGGGUUUUCAUUUGGCCCUUUGAUAACUAGAAUUUGGCCGUGCGUCCAGCCAGCCUCACAACCACAGACCCCGUGUAACCAUGCCAGCCCAGGACCUCCACAUCCGGCUUCUUCACCUGCGCGAUCGUCUGAGACCAGCCACCCAGACAGCUGAUGAAACUGUGGGUUUGCACAACUGAAGAAUUCCUUCACAAUCUGUCAAACUAUCUCAUGGAAGCUUGGGGCGUGGAUCAGAACACCAUGUGCUCAGGGCCUGGGCUUGGACGAGCGCACCGCCACCAUGGACCAUAGCAGCUGGAGCGGAAGCGAGAGCCCUGCAGACGACAUGGAGAGGAUGAGCGACGAGGCCGACAAGGGCAUGGACGGGGACCCCGAGGGGGUGUGGAGCCCCGACAUCGAACAGAGCUUCCAGGAGGCGCUGGCCAUCUACCCCCCCUGUGGGCGCAGGAAAAUUAUCCUCUCAGACGAGGGAAAGAUGUAUGGUCGCAACGAAUUGAUAGCAAGAUACAUCAAACUAAGAACGGGAAAGACAAGGACAAGAAAGCAGGUCUCCAGUCACAUUCAGGUUCUUGCCAGACGGAAAUCUCGGGAGUUUCACACCAAGCUAAAGGUCAUAUGUAUGGACCAGAGUGUGAAAGACAAGGCACUGCAGAGUAUGGCCUCCAUGUCCUCGGCUCAGAUCGUCUCUGCCACUGCCAUCCACAACAAGCUGGGCCUCCCAAGACCCACCUUCCCUGGGGCGACAGGGUUUUGGCAGGGUAUGAUAUCCACUGGCCAGCCUGGAUCCUCACAAGACAUCAAGCCAUUUUCCCAGCAGGCCUACCCCAGCCAGACAGCUGUAACGACCACCAUCUCAGCGUACGAGCCCCCCACGGCUACAGCCCCGGCCUGGCAGGGACGCUCCAUCGGGACCACCAAACUCAGACUGGUGGAGUUCUCUGCCUUCCUGGAGCAGCAGAGAGACCCUGACUCUUACAACAAACACCUGUUUGUGAGCAUUGGACAGACCAACUACUCGUACAGCGAUGCCCUACUGGAGGCUGUGGACAUCCGUCAGAUCUACGACAAGUUCCCAGAGAAGAAGGGAGGACUGAAGGAGCUCUUUGGAAAGGGCCCUCACAACUCUUUCUUCCUGGUCAAGUUCUGGGCUGACCUGAACUGUAACAUCCAGGAUGACUCUGGGGCCUUCUACGGUGUGAGCAGCCAGUAUGAGAGCUCUGAGAACAUGACCAUCACGUGCUCUACCAAGGUGUGCUCCUUCGGCAAGCAGGUGGUCGAGAAGGUCGAGACGGAAUAUGCCUGCUUCGAGAAUGGACGCUUUGUCUACAGGAUAAGCCGCUCCCCCAUGUGUGAAUACAUGAUCAACUUUAUCCACAAACUCAAACACCUGCCUGAGAAGUACAUGAUGAAUAGUGUCCUAGAGAACUUCACUAUCCUAUUGGUGGUAACUAACAGAGAAACACAGGAGACGAUGCUGUGCAUGGCGUGUGUGUUUGAGGUGUCGAACAGCGAACACGGAGCUCAACAUCACAUAUACCGGCUAGUCAAGGAAUAAGAGACUGAUUCAGUAGAAACGUGCUGGGACAAACUAUCACCAAUCUACCUGAAGGACAGCUUCUGAAGAAUGGAGGGAAGACAUUGAAGGACAAAUUCUUAGUAAUUGACAGAGAUAAAUCGCUGUUGUGAUUGGUUGGUUGUGAGAGUGACAUGAGGCAAUCGCCCAUUGAAACACAUCUUCAGAAAGACAACCUUAUGGAAAGUGGCUGUGCCUCUACACAAAUCCCACCCACAAUGUCCUUGGGUUACAUUAGGGUGAAGUUUCUAAUUGAUAAUAUCAUUAUAUUUGUAUUUUGUAUGUAUAUUUGUAUGAGUGCAGCUGUCAAUUUGUGGUACAGUUGUGUGGUGUCAUUUUUCCAGACUAGGUCAUAUGUGUACAUAUGAAGGGGCAUUGUGUAACAUAGGAAGAUGUACUGUGGAUUACAUUUGGAAGCUAUCUGUUUUCCGCAUUUUAUACUGUAGUCAUCACAAUUAUGAACCAAUUACAGAUCUUAGCCUUUCUUAAUUAGAUA